Molecule: messenger RNA, 2141 nt
Organism: Siniperca chuatsi (mandarin fish)
Lineage: Eukaryota; Metazoa; Chordata; Actinopteri; Centrarchiformes; Sinipercidae
Gene: fam151b
Product: family with sequence similarity 151 member B
Exons: 6
Coding region: 38-787 (249 amino acids)
Source: RefSeq, a predicted model, not a curated record
AAGAAGAAGAAGAAGAAGAAGAAGAAGAAGAAAGAGGAUGUUUGACCAGACGCUGGAGUAUUUCUUGAGUCAGAGUCAGAUAAAGAAGAGGGACGCUGCAGAGGUCAAAUGGUCGCAUGCCGUCAAUAGCAGGAGCAGGCUGACAGAGGCUCUAACAGGUCCCACUCAUAUGAUUGAGGCUGAUAUAAUCAUGAGAGGUCAAGACCCCAAAGAGCCAAUCAUGGCACAUCCACCUGACACAGACAGUGACAUCACACUGAAGGAGUGGCUGGAAAGAGUGAAGAUGCACAACAAGGGAAUAAAACUAGACUUUAAGAGCCUGGAGGCGGUGUCUCCGUCUGUUGUUCUGCUGGAUGAGGUGCUGGUUGAGCUGAACCGUCCUAUAUGGAUCAAUGCAGAUAUCCUCUCUGGUCCUGGGGGACAGGCCAGACCUCUGGAGCCUCAGGCUUUCUUUUCUGCUGUGAGAACUCUCCCCACUCACACUGUGCUCUCUCUUGGGUGGACUACAGGAUGGUCUGCUGGGACAGAUAACCCAGGUUACAGCUGGGCUAUGGUGCAUGUGAUGGAGGAGAUAUGCAGAACCCUUAAAAAUCCAGUCACCUUUCCAGUGCGUGCAGGUCUCCUGGCCCAGUCAUUCUCCCAGCUCACAUGGCUGCUGCAGCAGUCAGACAGGUACACUCUAACCGUGUGGACCGGCCAGAAUGACAAGAUAACACUACAGGACUUACUGCCCUACAAAAAUAAGUUUGACAUCAGUAGGAUCUACUAUGACCUGCCAGACUCUUGAAGGACAGAGCUCAGUAUGACAUUGCAAGACAAUAAAUAAAUCCACCGCAAACACAUACUGAGAAGUUGUCUGGCUGUGGUUUCUUAACUCUGACAGACGGAUGCCCCCAAGUGGAGAAAGUGGAACUUGUCUCUGCCAAACUUUUCCUGUGGUUCAUCUGCCAUCGAUGGCAAAAAUGUGCUCUGUUGCACCUGUAACCAUAUUGAACAGUAAUGUCACAGGGUCCUGGAAUACACCUGUACAUCACUGCAGCAAGGUGAAAAGCACACAUGUCGAAGUGGGGUGAAUAUGAUAUGUAAUGUGAAGCGCUUUGAGUUGUCGGAAGACUAGAAAGGCGCUAUACAAGAACAGUCCUUUUAUCAUCAGCAAAGACAAGCUUUUCAUGUAGUUAUUCUUAAAGUAUCGAUAGUAAAAGUACUCAUUAUAAAGAAAAAUUGCCCCCAUGAGUAUUUUGUUAUCAUAUGUUAUAUUAUUGGGUCAUUAUUAAUUAUGCAAAGUAUAAGUAUAAAAUGGCACAUAGUGGUAAGAAAGUAUAAGUAUCUAAUAAUUGCACUUAAGUUCAGUACUUGAGUAAAUGUACUUAGUUACAUUUCACCACUGUAUAAUAUGAUAAUUUAAAACUUAGGUAAAGUUGGAUAAAGUCACAAAAUGCAAAACUGAUUACAGAGAAAUAUAAAGUUACUUUAAGAAUAUUUUGAAAACAUUAUAGUGAUGUUAGAAAUUACAUACAAGAAUGUUAAGUAUGUUAAGUUCACUGUAAAAUUGCUAAACCUACCAUAAAUGUUCUGAGAUUUAAAGUUCUAGGGCUUGAAAUAAAGUGAAUUAGUCCUCCAAAUGUUUUGUUUUGUUUCCGUACUAGUUGAUACUGUUAUUUUUUCAUAGACUGUUUCAAAAUAAUAUAUCACAUCUGUUGCUGCAUUUAGGCUUGUUAUUUUUAUGCACACAGAAUUGGAAUUGCUUAAAUAAACCACUUAAUAAAAUGAGAUACUGACACAGUUGUUGGUACUCCACAGAUGAAUUAAUUCAUUUGGGUGAUUGUUAACUGAACUUUUGUUAGAAGACUGCAUUCUUGUUUGUCCUCCAAUCCUGAGAGCCAAUGAACACAGCACUGGCCAGUUUGACCUGUGACGGAAGUCACCAGGUCAAUAAAAAGGUCUGCGAAAAUUUGUUCUGGCUCUUUCUCCUGGAAUCCAGUGUGGACUGCUCACCAGCAGAAACGCAACUAAAUUUUUCUCCUGCGCGCACACACAUACACACACAUUGCGCUUUGUUCUGUAGUCUAGUGUAUUUAGAGUAGAUUUCACAUUGUGUGUUGUUGCAUUGUUUAUCUUUAAAUAAAUGCUUGAGUACUUUU